AUGGAUUUAUUUCAAGACUUUGCACAAUAUUUCAGAUUUUUCUGCGAAUUUUUAGGCUUUUCAGGGAUUAUCUUAUCCGUCAUAUUCCUUGGUCUUCGACUUUUAAUAUUUUGUUGGAAGCGAUACAAGUCGUGGUCAUUCAAAUGGUGUGGAGAACCGCAUACAUGGGCUGUCAUUACUGGCAGUACUGAAGGUAUAGGUCUGUCAUAUGCUAAACAAUUGGCCGCCAAAGGAUACAACCUUUUGCUAAUUAGUCGUAAUGAAGAUAAGUUAAUGAAAGUUAAAGAGCAGAUCCAGGAUCAGAUCAAAUGUGUCCGAAAAGUGCGUGUAUUGGCCAUUGAUUUUGAUAACAAUUCCGAUGAAAUUUAUAACAAAAUUGAGGAAGAAUUUAAUAGUUUAGAAGAAAUACAUGUUUUGGUGAAUAAUGUGGGAACUAAUUAUCCGGGAGAACGACCAGAAUAUUUGACACAAAUACCGAAACUCAAUGAAGUGAUAAUGAGUUUAAUUAACGUUAACAUCGUUUCGUGUACAAGACUUACAUCUCAAGUAUUGCCUCGUAUGGAGCGCAGGGGUCGGGGAGUUAUCAUAAACUUGUCGUCUUUUUCGGCACUAUUUCCGGUGCCAUUAUUGACAUUAUAUUCAGCGACCAAAGUGUAUGUCGAUUAUAUGUCUCGCGCGCUUCAAGAGGAGUACCGGACACGUGGUAUUGUCAUACAAUCUGUAACACCGUAUUAUGUGUCCACACAUAUGACAUACAAUAUGGAGCCGCGAUUCUACGCGCCGACACCCGACGAUUUUGUACGACAGGCACUCGAAACGGUAGGUCGAGAGGACUCGACCGGCGGCUUCUAUGUCCACCGUUUGAUUGGUUUGAUGUACUUUUGGUUGGGUGUAUAUUCCCGGUUCAUUGGUAUUGAUUUUAAUAUAAAACUGGCGUAUCGUAGAUUGAAAAAUAUUAGAAAUAGAAUCAUAGAGAAGCAAGUAUAUACUCGAAGUUGUAUUAGGGAUAAAGUGAUGCUAAAACCCUGUUUCGUGAAGUAA
Messenger RNA from Oppia nitens, 1041 nucleotides. Its product is annotated as very-long-chain 3-oxoacyl-CoA reductase-like. Bases 1 to 1041 code for a protein of 346 amino acids. The record is from RefSeq and is a predicted model, not a curated record. The transcript has 3 exons. Gene Ontology annotation, cellular component: endoplasmic reticulum. Gene Ontology annotation, molecular function: oxidoreductase activity. NCBI's taxonomy places the organism in Eukaryota, Metazoa, Arthropoda, Arachnida, Sarcoptiformes, Oppiidae.